Messenger RNA from Caenorhabditis sp. 36 PRJEB53466, 711 nucleotides. Lineage: Eukaryota; Metazoa; Nematoda; Chromadorea; Rhabditida; Rhabditidae. The record is from the annotation of a GenBank genome assembly.
AUGACGGAUGAUGAAAUUGAGCAGGCAAAAGUGUUGUUUCCGAACGUUGGCGCUAGAAUGGGCGACGAACGACCAUGUCUUGUUCGCUUUUACAAUUUGUGUGACAGUCCUAUCGACUUAUUUUGGCUAAGUCCUCAAGUAAUUACAAAAUUUUCUGAAACGUGGAAACUAAUCGUAAUCUUUUUCAGAAAGAACCUACUAAAUAUGGCACUCUAGCUCGGAGGAAAUACUUAGACAUCAGCACAUUUCAACUACAUCCGUGGGUCGCUUUACGAGCGUUUGAUGGUUUCAAACUGCUGAUAAACAAACAAACGGUGUUCUGGCCGCAUGCGCCCGUUCCAAAUGUGAUUUAUCGCCAGACUUGUUUUAUUACGGUUCCAAGUAAGUAUAUUUUGUGGUGAAAUUGAGAAUGAUGACAAGUGUGUUGUGAUUAAUCGGAAUGAUUGUUCCAGAAUAACUUACAGUCUUUCAACAUAUUGAAAUCCGCUCAUUUUAGUGAAAAGUUUGCGAGAGCUUGCUGCUCGUGCUUUUGUCUACCAACCGUCAUCCGUUCUCAAUCGUUUAUGCCCCCAACUGCCGCGGGAAGUUCAGUACGACAUGAGCGUUUUGCGAUCCGUUAAAGAUGAGUAUUCGCAAGUGGUGUGCCGAUCUAUUGGCCCAGUUCGACCUUCAAGCGAAUUUGUGGUUCUUGCACCCCCAAGAGGGCAAUAA